AUGAGCAACACAACUGGUCCCGAGGAGGAGUUGAACAACUACAACUCCCAGUGGGUCUCCUUCCACAUUCGGGACCAUCUUAAGGAUGGAGAAAUCACCGUCCAGAACACUGUCAUCGAAGGUGGCGAAUUCCACAGCCCGACAGACCGUCGUAAGUCUCUCCACGAGGAUGAGAUCGACUACAUGACCAUCGAGUCCGAUGGCAUCGGCGAGAUCUGUGCUCGCGGCCGUCGUGGUAGCGAGGGUCGUCUGGACCUAUUCCAUGGCGAUACCAAGAUUUGCGAGCUCCACUGGGAGAAUCGUGGAGGGGAGUUCCACAAUCUGGUCGAGGUGUUGGAUGAUAAUUCCAAGUAUAGAAUCGAACAUGGGGGAUGGAGUCCACAGGCUGGUCCUCUGGGCCAUGUCUUCGUGGACAUUUCGGAGAAGAAGAAGAAGUAA
Messenger RNA from Penicillium cataractarum, 438 nucleotides. RefSeq names its product aegerolysin family protein. Gene Ontology annotation, biological process: symbiont-mediated hemolysis of host erythrocyte. Bases 1 to 438 code for a protein of 145 amino acids. Lineage: Eukaryota; Fungi; Ascomycota; Eurotiomycetes; Eurotiales; Aspergillaceae. The transcript is spliced from 2 exons. The record is from RefSeq and is a predicted model, not a curated record.